CCACUGCAGGUGCGGGGAGAAAAAUUCGGGCAGUGACGUGGAAGACAGCAGGUUGUGUAACAGCACGGCGUAGUCCAUUGCAUACGGCCAAAAACGAGGAGGAAGAGCUGCCUGCGUCAGGAGAGCAUGCAUCUUCUCUUGCAGAGUUCGGUUCAUCCUCUCUGCUACCCCCAUCUGUUGGUGUGCAUGCGGCAGUGACUGCUUCCGUUUGAUACCGAGGGUCUGAAGAUAUUUUGUGAAAGUGUUGCUGGUGUACUGCCCUGCACCAUCACUCUGGAAUUCUUGCAGUUUCACCCCAGACUCUCGUUCAGCGACGGCGAGCCAUGCGACGAAGACGGAAUGGGCGAGAUACCGAGCGGGAAGGUUUGAUGUCCAGACGUAGCGUGUAGAUGCUUCGAUGAAUGUUAUCACAUACUGCUCGUCUUUAGGUCCUGCUUCAGGUAAAUUUAGUAUGUCGCUGUAGACUUUCUGCAUCAGUUUAUAACGUAUUGAGCCAGGAAAAUGACUUGGAAACGGGUCGUGGAUAAGAUUGGCGACCGGACACGUGGUGCAAACCGUUGGACGAGUCUGCGGCUUCAUCUCGGUGCCGUCAGGUUCAUCAGCUGCAAGGCCACUAAUUUCUCCCCAAAGUGGAGCUGGAGUCCCUUGAAGAGCCUCACGAGUAGUGUAAAAUGUUCGCCAAGCAUUGGCGCCGGCAUCGGCGGUACUGAACUCCCAGGUUCCGAACAAGAACUGUAUACGCCCCAAGAGAGGCGUGUAAGAAACUCUGCUGCUCCAGUUGUGUUCCCACGACAGGAUAAGUAAACUCGCCGGUGAAGAACGGCCAUAGCCCAGCAGACUGCGCAAGAAGCUACAACUCGAAACUCCAAGAGUAAAAAUCCACUCCGUUA
Messenger RNA from Closterium sp. NIES-67, 890 nucleotides. NCBI's taxonomy places the organism in Eukaryota, Viridiplantae, Streptophyta, Zygnematophyceae, Desmidiales, Closteriaceae. The record is from the annotation of a GenBank genome assembly.